Messenger RNA from Chlorocebus sabaeus (green monkey), 861 nucleotides. It is a transcript of the gene UTS2, whose product is annotated as urotensin 2. Gene Ontology annotation, cellular component: extracellular region. Gene Ontology annotation, biological process: blood vessel diameter maintenance; regulation of blood pressure. The record is from RefSeq and is a predicted model, not a curated record. Gene Ontology annotation, molecular function: hormone activity. NCBI's taxonomy places the organism in Eukaryota, Metazoa, Chordata, Mammalia, Primates, Cercopithecidae.
GAGGGCACAUCUUGGAAAUGUGUAUCAGCGAGUUUUCUGGUGUAAGUCCUUCCUCCCUCCUUGCUGAAUAAUCAUCAACUUUAUGAAGUUAUUUCCUUUCUCUGAAGACUUAAGUGCUUGCGGCUUCACAUGAGGCCGUGUGUACGUACAGAAUUGUCUUGAGCCUUGAGCAAUGUUUGCUACGUAUUUUAACUUUUCACUAUUUUAAAGGAAAUAGCUGGUUUUAAGUUUUAAUCCACAGAUUGUCAUUCUUCAGGGAUGGCAGCCCCAAACACAACAUGGCAACUCAUCUACUCACCCACGAAAAAUUAAAAAAUGGAUCCUAACAUAUUUCAUCUUACGCUCUGCGUCACUUCUGCUCGGACUCAUAAAUCCACGUCUCUUUGCUUUGGCCACUUCAACUCAUAUCCAAUCCUUUCUUUAAUUCAUGAUUUAUUGCUGGAAGUAUCCCUUCAACUCUCAGCACCUCAUGAAGAUGCGCGGUUAACUCCGGAGGAGCUAGAAAGAGCUUCUUUUCUGCAGAUACUGCCAGAGGUGCUGCUGGGUGCAGAAAGAGGGGAUAGUCUCAGGAAAGCAGACUCGAGUACCAACAUUUUUAACCCAAGAGGAAAUUUGAGAAAGUUUCAGGAUUUCUCUGGACAAGAUCCUGACAUUUUACUGAGUCAUCUUUUGGCCAGAAUCAGGAAACCAUAUAAGAAACGUGAGACUCCUGAUUGCUUCUGGAAAUACUGUGUCUGAAGUGAAAUGAGCCUCUAUUAGUCAGCUCAGAAACACCCAUCUUAAAACACAAAAAAUAAUACAAUGCUUGAUCUGAAAACAGUGUGGAGAAAAACUAGGCAAACUACACCCUGUUCAUUAUUA